UGUCGGGCGACUUCCACCUCUGAUUUUUGUACGUGCGUGUGUGGUGUUCGGCUUUUGAUUUGUGAAUUCUAGCAGCGAAUCGCGGUUAUACACUAAUAAUAAACAGUUGGUGAAUUUGGCUGUUUGGCGUUGCGGAAAGAAUGCAUCCUUAACUUGUUGCCGUCUGCAAUAAUACAUUUUCUAUAUUGUUGAUACUAUUACAUUUUUGACCAUAAUAUGGAAUGUUCAGAAUUCGUGGGCCCAGCAAUUUCUUCGGCUUCUGAUGAUCUGAAUACAGAGCAUGUCCUUCAGGCCGAAGAUCAUAACUGUCCUGGUCGAGUUUCCAUGGAUGUGGAGGACAGUGUUGACCACCACGUGGCCAGCAACUUGUCCGGGUUUCGAUGGAAGCGGGUUCUUAACCCCACAGGACCACAACCGCGACCUAGACAUGGACACCGCGCGAUAAAUAUCAAAGAGCUCAUGGUCGUCUUCGGCGGCGGAAACGAAGGAAUUGUUGAUGAACUGCACGUCUAUAACACUGUUACAAAUCAAUGGUAUGUGCCCGUACUUAAGGGAGAUGUACCGAACGGAUGCGCUGCAUAUGGAUUUGUUGUAGAGGGCACUCGCAUGUUUGUGUUCGGUGGAAUGAUCGAAUACGGAAAAUAUUCAAAUGAGCUCUACGAGCUACAGGCCACUAAAUGGGAGUGGAGGAAAAUGUACCCAGAGUCACCGGACAGUGGGUUGUCGCCGUGUCCUCGCCUAGGUCACAGUUUUACAAUGGUUGGUGACAAAAUAUUUCUGUUUGGAGGACUAGCAAAUGAAUCGGACGACCCGAAAAAUAAUAUUCCAAAAUAUUUAAACGACUUGUAUAUAUUGGACACUAGAGGAGUUCACAGUCAUAAUGGAAAGUGGAUAGUACCCAAAACAUAUGGCGAUAGUCCUCCUCCACGGGAGUCUCACACAGGCAUCUCGUUUGCCAGUAAAAAUACCGGAAAUUUAAAUCUAUUGAUUUAUGGGGGAAUGAGUGGAUGCCGUUUGGGAGAUUUGUGGUUGUUAGAUACAGACUCAAUGACAUGGUCAAAGCCAAGAACUUUGGGACAGGCGCCGUUACCGCGCUCAUUGCACAGUUCCACGAUGAUUGCGAAUAAAAUGUAUGUGUUUGGUGGAUGGGUUCCGUUGGUGAUAAAUGAUUCCAAGUCGACGACUGAGCGUGAAUGGAAAUGUACAAACACUCUUGCCGUUCUUGACUUGGAAACAAUGACUUGGGACAAUGUCACCUUAGACACUGUAGAGGAAAAUGUGCCGCGAGCUCGUGCUGGCCACUGUGCAGUUGGUAUUCAAAGUCGUCUCUACGUUUGGUCAGGGCGAGAUGGUUAUCGCAAAGCAUGGAACAACCAGGUUAGGGUUUGCUGCAAGGACCUGUGGUAUCUGGAGGUCUCAAAGCCAUUGUAUGCUGUUAAGGUUGCCCUAGUUCGCGCUUCUACUCAUGCCCUGGAGCUCUCAUGGACUGCGACUACUUUUGCAGCCGCCUAUGUUUUGCAAAUCCAGAAAAUCGAGCAGCCACCGAAUACAAUCUCGAAGCCGUUAGGCCAGAACAUUGUGCAGCAAGGGACAACAACGCCUGUUGAAGCUUCGGGAACAAAUACGACAGAAAAUUGUUCGGAAAGUGCCUUGGCUCUGGGGGUCGAAGCAACAUCUACAGCACUAAAGUUGGAACAAAAUACGUUACAAGCGGCUUGCAGUCAACCCGAAACAAACGUUCAACCAUCUGUAAACGACUUAUUACCGUCAGUCUCGCCUCCUCCAUCGCCGACAUCACGAGUCCAAAGGAAACCCCCUUCAUCAGCGGGCGUCGCUUCCCUUUCCAUGGCCUCGUCAGCCAUAUCUGUGCAGCCUCAAAUAUCUGUAAUCAGUAGUACUGCCGCGGUAGCCGGCAACAACACCGCAUCUAAUAGUGGUGCCGUUAGUAGCAUAUUGCAGAAGUUUCGACCAGCUGUAACCGCCGUAAGAUCAUCUUCUACGACCACGGUGAGUGUUGCUACCAGUGUGGCGGACUCUCUGGCUAUGCGGGUGCCAAGUGCGAUGUCAGCGAACGUUGUUCUCAGCUCCGUAGCCUCAAGCAGCGCAUUGCGUAUUGUCCCUAGCGUAACUGCUUCGCAUACAUUGCGCCUAGCCUCUGCUCAACAAGGCGGCAGCAGCGGCGGGAGCAGCACUGCAGUCAAUAUAUUGAAAACACUACCAAGCGCCGCUGUACAAUCACAGCCCACAGCACAGACCACCACGUCCAUCGGUGGAAAGCAGUACUUUAUCCAAAAGCCUCUUACACUCGCUCCAAACGUUCAGCUCCAGUUUGUUAAGACCAGCAGUGGUGGCAUGACUGUUCAAACGCUGCCCAAGGUCAACUUUAACGUACCAAAAGGAACUUCCCCUCAUGGUAUUUCAAUCGCAAACCCACAGUUGGCAUCUGGGACUACUCAAAUUCAGGGAUCGACAUUGGCCGGAAAUCAACUCCAGAAACCCGUUGUGUCUGGAAACGUUCUAAAGCUGGUGUCGCCCCAUACAAUGGCCAGUGGUAAACUGAUUAUGAAGAAUUCAAACAUUUUACAGAUGGGCAAGGUAACGCCUAACGUAAUGGGAGGGAAGCCCGCUUUUGUCAUAACAAACAAACAGGGAGCGCAGUUGGGGAACCAACAGAUCAUUAUUGUAACCACUGGUGGCAGCAUGCGAACCGUUCCGGGUAGCACGGUUAUGACUAGUGCUGGUGGCCCCACAUCAGGGACCAAUAUUGUUAGUAUAGUCAGCUCAACGUCGACAACGGCUAGUCCGCUGCAGGCAAUAAGCGGACAAAGAACUGUAAUAUCCAACCAGAGUGGAGUAAAGAUGCUGCGGAAUAUAUCAUCGGUGCAAACAUCAACGUCAGUUGGGCAGAAACCAAGCGGCACUCCCAUCCACCAGAAAACGGCCUUGUAUAUUGGAGGUAAAGCGGUUACUGUUAUGAGCGCCAAUGCAGGUAUGGCUGCUUCGGGAAAUAUAGCAAAUAAAGUAAUGGUGCUACCAGGGACAAGCUCUGCUAACUCCCCUGCUCCUACUACGACUAUAAAUGCGAGAAAAGGCUUUGUUUUCAACGCCGGAGGUAGCCCACGUGCCGUCACCUUGGCCACUAAGAGCCUGAAUACAAAAAUCAUAGCGUCAGCGCAAUCCCUGAAGGAGACCAUAUCGGAAACUCCUGUCCCAGUCGCUACUAUAAAAGACACCGAUCCAAUGGACGAUAUAAUUGAGCAGUUAGACGGAGCAGGAGAUCUGCUAAAACUUUCUGAUGGGCAAGCGGAGCCCGGAUCGGAGGAGGAAGAAAAUAAUGAUGACAACGCUACUUCGUCAUCAGUGUCUGCGUCAAUAUCUACUGGAGGUGACACUACGGGACCAUCAAGAGCUUCUAUUACCACAAUUACGGAACAGCCUGUUGAUAUUGUUGAAGAUGUUUCCGGUGUGAGCAGCACAACGGGCGUUAGGGAAGCGGCAAACGUCGGCACUGACAAAAUAGAAGCUUCCAAGACAUCCGAAAGGGAAAACGAUGUGGUGGAAUCUAAGGUUAAGUCAAUACCAGCUUCAGAUGAUCGCCAUCAGCCCACAACUUCGGAGACUGAAGCAGCCACCAUACUGACGACAAUAAAGUCUGGUGAGGUAUUAGUGCUGGGAAGUUCGGAAUCUAGCAAGAACUCUUCCGGCUCUACUAAUAAAGGACAAGAUGAAGAUACAAAGUUUAGGCAAGGCCCAGAGUCCGUGAAGUUACCAACGUCCCAAUAUCAAAAUGUCGAUGGCUCACAGUUAGAGGCUUUGGCUUCAGCUGCAGUACUGCAAGCUGCGACGGCAGACGUCACAACACUGGCGACCUCUGGCCUCGCAAUAAAAGAUUUGAUGGAACGACCGGGCAUUGAAGCACAUCCCAGAAGUAGCAACGUUGCUGAGAAUCAACAACCCAAUAUUCAAUCCACCUCAGUGGUCGUCGCUGUGCCAAACACGUCGCAGAACGAGAACCAAAAAUGGCACACAGUAGGCGUGUUUAAGGAUCUUUCGCACACAGUUACCAGCUAUAUUGAUUCAAAUUGCAUAGGUGAUACCUUACUUGACGGUAUUGAUGUGGAUAAUCUUCCAGAUUUCAGCAAAUUUCCACGCACCAAUUUGGAUCCUGGAACGGCUUAUCGUUUUCGCCUGAGUGCUAUCAACACAUGUGGUCGAGGAGAGUGGGGAGAGAUAUCGAGUUUUAAAACGUGUUUACCAGGCUUUCCGGGUGCCCCAUCGGCUAUUAAGAUUUCGAAGGAUGUCAAGGAGGGCGCUCAUCUAACAUGGGAACCACCACCAGCUCAAAAAACUAAGGAGAUAAUUGAAUAUUCAGUAUACCUUGCAGUAAAACCAACUGCCAAGGAUAAGGCUUUGUCCACUCCUCAAUUGGCUUUUGUACGUGUCUAUGUCGGUGCGGCAAAUCAAUGCACGGUGCCCAACGCUUCACUGUCCAACGCACAUGUGGAUUGCUCAAAUAAACCAGCAAUUAUAUUUCGAAUUGCUGCUCGAAAUCAAAAGGGCUACGGACCAGCAACACAAGUUAGAUGGCUGCAAGAUCCGGCAACCACAAAACUUCAAACACCCACAAAUACGCCAAAUCUUAAACGUGUGCAGGAGAAAACGACUACUGGAGCCAACAGCGUAACAAAUUCUUUCUGUUCGCCACAUAAGCGUGGUCGGAACGGAUUACAUGAAUGACCGACCGAUUAAGUAGCAUUUAGACUCAUAUAUAGGCAUAGAAAUAAUGGGAUAAUUGUAAAGCUCAAUAGUAAUGUUUCCAUUAUAACAGCUUCCCACGAAUGAAAAAUAGAAUGUUGGUUUCUAUGCUGAAUUCAAAGUGAUUUACAACGAUACUUGAAUAUUAUUGAUGUAAUUAAUGCAGCUUUUCAAGAGUUGGCAAAAUAAGAUGCAUGUACAUUAUGGAUGUUUGGCUAGUUCGAAUGGCUAAAACUAAAAAGUUGAAUUAUAAUUAUUUAUUGACAAUUUUACUUAAAACUGAAAAGAUAAAAAAGCAACUUUAAUACCUGUAAAGAAAUAUUUGUAAUUUAAAAUAUGUUUUAAUUUUCUUUAGUUUAAAUCUUUUACGGCUCCAUUUUUGAAUUUCGCCAACCCUGAUGUACAUGCAACCUAACAAAAAAAAAUAAUACUAUUAUUUUAAAUAAUAAAAGUUGCCCACAAAAUUAUAAAGGUAAAUUAAUUCUAGUAAGCAUCAGCAGUAUUUUCCUUCCAGAUCAGCCGAUCGACCCCGUUUUUUGUAGUUUCUAAAGCUUGGUAAACUUGUUUGAAUGAUCAAGUGUGCUGACGUAAAACUCAGUCGAACCAGAAAUACUAAUGUGUAACAAAUCGAGAAAAUUAGAACACGAAGAACUCCGGCGAGUUUAUUUGAAUCCAUUCGAAUUCUUAAAAUACGUCAUAAGGUAAAAAUAGAAAAUUAAAUUUGUUUUGAUAUACAUA
Molecule: messenger RNA, 5493 nt
Organism: Drosophila takahashii
Lineage: Eukaryota; Metazoa; Arthropoda; Insecta; Diptera; Drosophilidae
Gene: Hcf
Product: Host cell factor
Biological process (GO): regulation of DNA-templated transcription; chromatin remodeling
Cellular component (GO): histone methyltransferase complex
Molecular function (GO): protein binding; transcription coactivator activity
Source: RefSeq, a predicted model, not a curated record